GCAGCCAUCAUUAAAAUGGCACAGGAAUACGGUGUGGAAACCCUGGUACGAAACACUCACACGCUCUACAAUCCAGACAGGAUCAUAGAAAUGAACAACCACAGCCCCCCUCUCACUUUCAAGAGAUUUCAAGCCAUUGUAAAUCGACUCGAACUUCCCAGGAAACCAUUGCCGACCAUCACUCAAGAGCAGAUGGCCAGGUGUCGGACGCAGAUCUUGGACAAUCAUGAUGAACGUUAUGGCGUACCCUCUCUCGAGGAGCUGGGUUUUAAGACUCAGGGUGACAGCUCACAUGUAUGGAAGGGUGGUGAGACUGAAGCCCUGGAAAGAUUAAAUAAACACUUGGACAGAAAGUGUAUUUCUAGAGCCUGGAUGUGGCUUUCCUGCAGUGCGUUCUUCCAGCAGUUCUUCCACUGUUACUGUCCCGUGGGCUUCGGCCGCAGGACGGAUCCCAGUGGAGACUACAUCAGGAGGUACAUCCCGAAGUUAAAAGACUAUCCUAACCGCUACAUCUACGAGCCAUGGAACGCUCCAGAAUCGGUGCAGAAAGAGGCCAACUGCAUUGUGGGUGUGGACUAUCCUAAACCUAUGAUCAACCAUGCCGAGAGCAGCCGGCUCAACAUCGAACGAAUGAAGCAGGUUUACCAGCAGCUGUCGCACUACAGAGGCCUUAGUGAGUAACA
Messenger RNA from Sinocyclocheilus grahami, 683 nucleotides. Its product is annotated as cryptochrome-2-like. The transcript is spliced from 5 exons. The record is from RefSeq and is a predicted model, not a curated record. Gene Ontology annotation, cellular component: nucleus; cytoplasm. Gene Ontology annotation, molecular function: FAD binding; DNA binding. The annotation marks the transcript as partial. Lineage: Eukaryota; Metazoa; Chordata; Actinopteri; Cypriniformes; Cyprinidae. Gene Ontology annotation, biological process: negative regulation of DNA-templated transcription; entrainment of circadian clock by photoperiod; circadian regulation of gene expression.